This is a messenger RNA of Leptosia nina, 1818 nucleotides long. Lineage: Eukaryota; Metazoa; Arthropoda; Insecta; Lepidoptera; Pieridae. The record is from the annotation of a GenBank genome assembly.
AUGGCGACAGCGAUUGUUAAUUCGGCUCGUCAGGUCGGGAGGUUAACAAGCGCUGCGAAAAGGCUUUAUUCAGAUUUUCCAAAGAUAACAACCCAUUACACAGUUCACCCGAGAGAUAAGGAUUCAAGAUGGACAGAAAUAAACAUGGAAAGAAUGGCCGAGGAGACAGAUAUACUAAUUAUUGGGGGAGGUCCAGCUGGGAUGGCAGCAGCUAUAAGAGCAAGACAAAUAGCAGAGGAGAAGGGAGCUGAAGUCCGUGUGACCCUAUUAGAAAAAGCAGCAGAAGCCGGUGGUCACAUUUUAUCUGGGGCGUGUGUAGAUCCCAUCGCCCUGAAUGAAUUGAUUCCCGACUGGAAAGAGAAGGGUGCUCCAUUCGACACCCCUGUAUCCUCGGAUAAAUUUGGUUUGUUAACCAAAAGUGGUAGAAUACCAAUACCUGUCUUUCCUGGUUUACCCAACUACAAUCAUGGCAACUAUGUAGUGAGAUUGGGGCAUUUAGUAAGAUGGCUUUCUGAACAGGCGGAAGCAGCUGGUGCUGAGGUUUGGCCAGGAUGCGCUGGCGCAGACCUAAUAUAUCGAGACGAUGGCUCCCUUAAAGGUGUGGCCACGGGAGACGUGGGCAUAGCCAAAGAUGGAAGUCCUAAAGAUAUGUUUGAGCGAGGAAUGGAGUUUCAUUCAAAGAUUACUAUUUUCACUGAAGGGUGCCAUGGACAUUUAACGAAAAUGGUGUCUAAGAAGUACAACUUGAGAGAGAACAGUGAACCACAAUCGUAUGGUAUUGGGUUGAAGGAGCUGUGGGAAGUAAAACCAGAGAAUCACCACCCAGGACUCGUAGAGCACACAAUAGGAUGGCCUCUAGAUAAAAAUACUUAUGGGGGAUCAUUCAUUUACCACCUGCAAGCUGGUGAAGGCGAAGCACCCCUCGUGGCGGUUGGCUUUGUCGUGGGGCUGGACUAUCAAAAUCCUUAUUUGAGUCCAUUUAGGGAAUUCCAGAGGUUCAAGUUGCAUCCCUAUGUGAAGCCUAUGUUUGAAGGUGGAACACGGAUAGCGUACGGUGCUCGCGCUUUAGUGGAGGGGGGUUGGCAGUGUCUCCCCAAAACGGUGUUCCCUGGUGGGUGUCUGGCUGGUGACACCGCGGGUUUCCUUAACGUACCUAGAAUUAAGGGGACGCAUAACGCUAUGAAGAGUGGUAUGCUGGCCGCUGAGAGUGCUAUGGAAUUAAUAUUAUCCGGUGAAGCAACUCACGAGAACGGCGUUACGCCGACGCUGUAUGAAGACAGACUACGGGAGUCCUAUGUUUAUAAGGAACUGAAGCAAGUACGAAACUGCCGGCCAUCGUUCCACACUUCCAUGGGACUUUACGGUGGCCUAGCCUAUUCUGCGUUCUCGACAUUAGUGCGCGGUAAAGAACCUUGGACACUCAGCCAUGGAGGUGCUGAUCACGCGAAACUCAAACCGGCCAAGGAAUGCAAACCCAUCGAGUAUCCAAAGCCAGAUGGCGUUAUUACCUUUGAUCUCCUAUCCUCUGUGGCCCUAACAGGAACCAACCACGAGGCAGACCAGCCCCCUCAUCUGACGUUGCAAGACGAUACUGUGCCAGUCAAGAAUAACCUCAGUGUGUUUGAUGGACCUGAGGCCAGAUUUUGUCCUGCUGGUGUAUAUGAAUACGUCCCAUUGGAGACAGGCGAAGGUCAGCGGCUACAGAUAAACGCACAAAACUGCAUACACUGUAAAACGUGCGAUAUAAAAGAUCCAUCACAAAAUAUAAACUGGGUUGUGCCAGAGGGAGGCGGCGGUCCCGCGUACAACGGAAUGUAA